Messenger RNA from Caenorhabditis sp. 36 PRJEB53466, 3612 nucleotides. NCBI's taxonomy places the organism in Eukaryota, Metazoa, Nematoda, Chromadorea, Rhabditida, Rhabditidae. The record is from the annotation of a GenBank genome assembly.
AUGUCGUUGGUGAAGCCGUGGAGGACACAGGAGUUGUCGAUGAGGCUGUGGACGAUCCCGAUGUCGUUGGUGAAGCCGUGGAGGACACAGGAGUUGUCGAUGAGGCUGUGGACGAUCCCUGAUGUCGUUGGUGAAGCCGUGGAGGACACAGGAGUUGUCGAUGAGGCUGUGGACGAUCCCGAUGUCGUUGGUGAAGCCGUGGAGGACACAGGAGUUGUCGAUGAGGCUGUGGACGAUCCCUGAUGUCGUUGGUGAAGCCGUGGAGGACACAGGAGUUGUCGAUGAGGCUGUGGACGAUCCCUGAUGUCGUUGGUGAAGCCGUGGAGGACACAGGAGUUGUCGAUGAGGCUGUGGACGAUCCUGAUGUCGUUGGUGAAGCCGUGGAGGACACAGGAGUUGUCGAUGAGGCUGUGGACGAUCCUGAUGUCGUUGGUGAAGCCGUGGAGGACACAGGAGUUGUCGAUGAGGCUGUGGACGAUCCCGAUGUCGUUGGUGAAGCCGUGGAGGACACAGGAGUUGUCGAUGAGGCUGUGGACGAUCCUGAUGUCGUUGGUGAAGCCGUGGAGGACACAGGAGUUGUCGAUGAGGCUGUGGACGAUCCUGAUGUCGUUGGUGAAGCCGUGGAGGACACAGGAGUUGUCGAUGAGGCUGUGGACGAUCCUGAUGUCGUUGGUGAAGCCGUGGAGGACACAGGAGUUGUCGAUGAGGCUGUGGACGAUCCUGAUGUCGUUGGUGAAGCCGUGGAGGACACAGGAGUUGUCGAUGAGGCUGUGGACGAUCCUGAUGUCGUUGGUGAAGCCGUGGAGGACACAGGAGUUGUCGAUGAGGCUGUGGACGAUCCUGAUGUCGUUGGUGAAGCCGUGGAGGACACAGGAGUUGUCGAUGAGGCUGUGGACGAUCCUGAUGUCGUUGGUGAAGCCGUGGAGGACACAGGAGUUGUCGAUGAGGCUGUGGACGAUCCCUGAUGUCGUUGGUGAAGCCGUGGAGGACACAGGAGUUGUCGAUGAGGCUGUGGACGAUCCUGAUGUCGUUGGUGAAGCCGUGGAGGACACAGGAGUUGUCGAUGAGGCUGUGGACGAUCCUGAUGUCGUUGGUGAAGCCGUGGAGGACACAGGAGUUGUCGAUGAGGCUGUGGACGAUCCUGAUGUCGUUGGUGAAGCCGUGGAGGACACAGGAGUUGUCGAUGAGGCUGUGGACGAUCCUGAUGUCGUUGGUGAAGCCGUGGAGGACACAGGAGUUGUCGAUGAGGCUGUGGACGAUCCUGAUGUCGUUGGUGAAAGCCGUGGAGGACACAGGAGUUGUCGAUGAGGCCGUGGACGAUCCUGAUGUCGUUGGUGAAGCCGUGGAGGACACAGGAGUUGUCGAUGAGGCUGUGGACGAUCCUGAUGUCGUUGGUGAAGCCGUGGAGGACACAGGAGUUGUCGAUGAGGCCGUGGACGAUCCUGAUGUCGUUGGUGAAGCCGUGGAGGACACAGGAGUUGUCGAUGAGGCCGUGGACGAUCCUGAUGUCGUUGGUGAAGCCGUGGAGGACACAGGAGUUGUCGAUGAGGCCGUGGACGAUCCUGAUGUCGUUGGUGAAGCCGUGGAGGACACAGGAGUUGUCGAUGAGGCUGUGGACGAUCCUGAUGUCGUUGGUGAAGCCGUGGAGGACACAGGAGUUGUCGAUGAGGCUGUGGACGAUCCUGAUGUCGUUGGUGAAGCCGUGGAGGACACAGGAGUUGUCGAUGAGGCCGUGGACGAUCCUGAUGUCGUUGGUGAAGCCGUGGAGGACACAGGAGUUGUCGAUGAGGCUGUGGACGAUCCUGAUGUCGUUGGUGAAGCCGUGGAGGACACAGGAGUUGUCGAUGAGGCUGUGGACGAUCCUGAUGUCGUUGGUGAAGCCGUGGAGGACACAGGAGUUGUCGAUGAGGCUGUGGACGAUCCUGAUGUCGUUGGUGAAGCCGUGGAGGACACAGGAGUUGUCGAUGAGGCUGUGGACGAUCCUGAUGUCGUUGGUGAAGCCGUGGAGGACACAGGAGUUGUCGAUGAGGCUGUGGACGAUCCUGAUGUCGUUGGUGAAGCCGUGGAGGACACAGGAGUUGUCGAUGAGGCUGUGGACGAUCCUGAUGUCGUUGGUGAAGCCGUGGAGGACACAGGAGUUGUCGAUGAGGCUGUGGACGAUCCUGAUGUCGUUGGUGAAGCCGUGGAGGACACAGGAGUUGUCGAUGAGGCCGUGGACGAUCCUGAUGUCGUUGGUGAAGCCGUGGAGGACACAGGAGUUGUCGAUGAGGCUGUGGACGAUCCUGAUGUCGUUGGUGAAGCCGUGGAGGACACAGGAGUUGUCGAUGAGGCUGUGGACGAUCCUGAUGUCGUUGGUGAAGCCGUGGAGGACACAGGAGUUGUCGAUGAGGCCGUGGACGAUCCCUGAUGUCGUUGGUGAAGCCGUGGAGGACACAGGAGUUGUCGAUGAGGCCGUGGACGAUCCUGAUGUCGUUGGUGAAGCCGUGGAGGACACAGGAGUUGUCGAUGAGGCUGUGGACGAUCCUGAUGUCGUUGGUGAAGCCGUGGAGGACACAGGAGUUGUCGAUGAGGCUGUGGACGAUCCCUGAUGUCGUUGGUGAAGCCGUGGAGGACACAGGAGUUGUCGAUGAGGCUGUGGACGAUCCUGAUGUCGUUGGUGAAGCCGUGGAGGACACAGGAGUUGUCGAUGAGGCUGUGGACGAUCCUGAUGUCGUUGGUGAAGCCGUGGAGGACACAGGAGUUGUCGAUGAGGCUGUGGACGAUCCCUGAUGUCGUUGGUGAAGCCGUGGAGGACACAGGAGUUGUCGAUGAGGCUGUGGACGAUCCUGAUGUCGUUGGUGAAGCCGUGGAGGACACAGGAGUUGUCGAUGAGGCUGUGGACGAUCCUGAUGUCGUUGGUGAAGCCGUGGAGGACACAGGAGUUGUCGAUGAGGCUGUGGACGAUCCUGAUGUCGUUGGUGAAGCCGUGGAGGACACAGGAGUUGUCGAUGAGGCUGUGGACGAUCCUGAUGUCGUUGGUGAAGCCGUGGAGGACACAGGAGUUGUCGAUGAGGCUGUGGACGAUCCUGAUGUCGUUGGUGAAGCCGUGGAGGACACAGGAGUUGUCGAUGAGGCUGUGGACGAUCCCGAUGUCGUUGGUGAAGCCGUGGAGGACACAGGAGUUGUCGAUGAGGCUGUGGACGAUCCCUGAUGUCGUUGGUGAAGCCGUGGAGGACACAGGAGUUGUCGAUGAGGCUGUGGACGAUCCUGAUGUCGUUGGUGAAGCCGUGGAGGACACAGGAGUUGUCGAUGAGGCUGUGGACGAUCCCUGAUGUCGUUGGUGAAGCCGUGGAGGACACAGGAGUUGUCGAUGAGGCUGUGGACGAUCCCGAUGUCGUUGGUGAAGCCGUGGAGGACACAGGAGUUGUCGAUGAGGCUGUGGACGAUCCUGAUGUCGUUGGUGAAGCCGUGGAGGACACAGGAGUUGUCGAUGAGGCUGUGGACGAUCCUGAUGUCGUUGGUGAAGCCGUGGAGGACACAGGAGUUGUCGAUGAGGCUGUGGACGAUCCUGAUGUCGUUGGUGAAGCCGUGGAGGACACAGGAGUUGUCGAUGAGGCUGUGGACGAUCCCUGA